ACAUUGAGGAAGGCUUGUAGUCGGUCUGUAAACGCUCCACCAAUGACCAGCUAAAACGCCCCACUGCACCUACUCUCAUCUGCAGGGGAGGGGAUCCCGAACUUUGGAUUUUGAGUUUUAAACCAUGGGAUUCGAGCUGGACCGCUUCAAGGGGACAGUGGACCCGGAUUUCAAAUGCAACUUGUGUAAUAAAGUCCUGGAGGACCCACUGACGACUCCGUGCGGUCACGUCUUCUGCGCCGGCUGCGUGCUGCCCUGGGUCGUCCAGCAGAGCAGCUGCCCCGUCAAAUGUCAGCGGAUCUCCACCAAAGAGCUGAACCACGUCCUGCCUCUGAAAAACCUGAUCCUGAAGCUGGAGAUCAAGUGUGACAACCAUGCGAGAGGCUGCGAGAAAGUGGUAAAGCUGCAGCAUCUGGCCGAGCACGCCGAGAUGUGUGAUUACUCCCCGGCUAAAUGCAGGAAUAAAGGGUGCAACGAGGUGCUCAACCUGAAGGACAUGGAUGCUCAUAUGCGUGAAACGUGCGAUUACCGACCGGUGGGGAUUUGCGAGAACGGAUGCGGAUUGAUGCUCACCUACAAGGAGCAGAAACUCAGCGGCCACUGCUGCCUGAGAGCCCUGAAGGCGCACAACAGCGCGCUGCACGGCAAAGUUAUCAACCUGGAUAAAGAGUUUAAGAAACAGUCUCUGAGAGCCAACAAGCGGGAGAAAGCUCUCCUGACGCAGCUCUCCGCCGUGCACAGCGAGCUGCAGAUGACAGCGCUCAAGUAUCAGAAGAAAUUCACUGAAUACAGCGCAAGGAUCGACUCCCUCACCAAGUCCCUGGUUUUUACAUGCAAGGAAAGCGAGAGUAAAAGCGUGACAGUAGUCCUUCUUCGGGAAGGCGGAUCUCUGGGAUUUAACAUCGUAGGAGGAAGACCAUGUGGGGAUGACAACGACGCCACCUCAAAUGAAGGGAUCUUUGUAUCCAAGAUUGUUGAGAAAGGGCCAGCAGAUAAAGAUGGAGGCCUUCAAAUCCACGACAGAAUUAUAGAGGUCAAUGGGAAGGAUCUGUCUAAGGCCACCCAUGACCAGGCAGUGGAGGCCUUCCGCACAGCCAAGGAGCCCAUCAUGGUCCAGGUCCUGCGGCGCACCCCACUCCCCAAACCAGUCAGCCCAGUUGCUGACACCCAGGUCUCGGACAUGAGCACCCAGACCGAUAUCACCUUCCAGCACAUCAUGGCCCUCACCAAGCUGCCUGCCUCUGCACCCACCAUGGCAGAGCUGGAGCAGUACCUGCUUCCAGAGGAGCACCCUCCAGAACAUGCAUAUUUCGACCCCAAUGAUUUCCUGGAGGGCAUACAGCAGGACAUAGAGCGGGAGGAGCUGGAAUAUGAGGAAGUGGAUUUGUACAGAGCUAACAUCCAAGACAAGCUCGGCCUGACGGUCUGUUACAGGACCGAUGAUGAGGAUGAGACUGGGAUCUACGUGAGUGAGAUUGAUCCGAACAGCAUUGCGGCAAAGGACGGCAGAAUUAGAGAAGGGGACAAAAUCAUCCAGAUCAAUGGUGUCGAGAUCCAGAACCGGGAGGAUGCUGUUGCACUGCUGACCAGUGAGGGGAACCAGAAUAUUUCUCUAUUGGUGGCCAGACCGGAGAUCCAGCUGGACGAGGGCUGGAUGGAUGAUGACAGGAACGACUUCCUGGAUGACCUCCACAUGGACAUGCUGGAGCAGCAGCACCACCAGGCCAUGCAGUUCACUGCCAGCAUGCUGCAGCAGAAGAAACAUGAGGAGGAUGGCGGCACCACAGACACAGCCACACUUUUAUCCAACCAUCAUGAAAAGGACAGUGGGGUGGGGCGCACUGAUGAGAGUACGCGAAAUGACGAGAGUUCAGAGCAGGAGAAUCUCGGUGAUGAUCAGACCACAGCCUCCAACACACUGGGCAGCUGCAGAAAGCUGACCUACAGCCAGGACACCCUGGGCAGCGCUGACCUGCCCUUCAGCAGCGAGUCAUUCAUCUCUGCCGACUACACAGACACAGACUUCCUUGGCAUCCCAGCUGACGAGUGUGAGCGCUUCCGAGAACUUCUGGAACUGAAGUGCCAAGUGAGGAACCCUGGAGGUCAGGGUCUGUACUGCCAAGGCGGCGGGGCUGGAGGCCAAGACCAGGACUGCGUGGACAAAGAACUUGAGCUACUCAAUGAGGAACUGCGCACCAUUGAGCUGGAGUGCCUGAAUAUCGUCCGUGCCCACAAGAUGCAGCAGCUGAGGGAGCAGUACCGUGAGUCCUGGAUGCUCCACAACAGUGGCUUCCGCAACUACAAUACUAGCAUUGAUGCGCGCCGCCAUGAGCUUUCCGACAUCACUGAGCUACCAGAGAAAUCAGACAAGGACAGCUCCAGCGCCUACAACACAGGCGAGAGCUGCCGCAGCACCCCUCUAACCUUGGAGCUAUCUCCAGACAAUUCCCUUCGCCGGGGAGCAGAAAACCAGGGUCCAGCUGGGGCCUCAGGCUCCACUGGCGCCAACAGCAGGAUGCUCAAACCCCUCCUGUCCCCUGUGCAGGAGGCUGGCAGCCCCAGCCGAAGUAGGCCCUCUUCCAAGGAUACAGAUGGAGCCCUGCAGGCAGAGGGCAAGGAAAGGAAACUGGGAGAGUCCAGUAAGUCGGGACGGAGCUCAAUGCUUUCCCAGCCACAUUCACCUUACAAGCAUGCCCAUAUCCCAGCCCAUGCACAGCACUACCAGAGCUACAUGCAGCUUAUCCAGCAGAAGUCAGCCGUAGAGUAUGCCCAGAGCCAGAUGAGCCUGGUCAGCAUGUGCCGGGACCCGGUCACUCCCAGCGACCUCGAGCCUAAGAUGGAGUGGAAGGUGAAGAUCCGCAGUGACGGCACACGCUACAUAACCAAGCGGCCUGUGCGGGACAAGCUGCUUAGGGAGCGCGCCCUUCGCAUCCGUGAGGAGCGUAGCGGCAUGACCACGGAUGAUGAUGCCAUCAGCGAGCUGAAGAUGGGCCGCUACUGGAGCAAGGAAGAGAGGAAGCAGCAUGCCGUUCGCGCCAAGGAGCAGAGGCAGCGUCGCGAGUUCAUGAAACAGAGCCGAGCUGACUGUUUGAAGGAACAAGCCAACCAGGAGGACAAAAAAGAGCCUAACAUCAUCGAACUGAGCCACAAAAAGAUGAUGAAAAAGAGGAACAAGAAAAUCUUUGACAACUGGAUGACCAUUCAGGAACUGUUGACCCAUGGUACCAAGUCACCAGAUGGCACAAGGGUGUACAACUCCCUCCUGUCUGUGACCACGGUCUAGGUCCAACUUUUGGUUCAGAUCCAGGCCUGGAGCAACUGGGGCGUAAUGCACUGUACAUAGGACACUACCAAUUGGGGUAGAAAUUCCUGCCUCGUUCAAUGUGGCAAAUUUUUGUAAAUAGGAAACAAGAGAAGCCUUUUCUGAAGGAACAUGUGCCCCACAGUGGUCAAGAGAAGGUCCAUUAAGUGUUCUGAGGUUGGACUUCUGAACAUGAAUCGGACAUGGCUAUGAGGAUGAUUUUGAAAAUGUUUUCCAAAUGUUUUCAUUAACCUUUUCUACCUUUGUGCUUGCUCUUUUGAAUAACAUUGGAAAAAUAUUUGAGUUUUGGAAGGUUUUGGAAAGUGUGUAAAGACCGUGUGCCAUAAGUAAACAUCCAACAUUUACACUUUUGUUCUAUUUUGUUUUUAACAAAUACCUUUUAUCAGUAUUUUACUGUUAUGCAUAUCGUAUGCUUAUUGAAAGAAACAGUGCUAUCUCCCUGCAAGGUCAAACACGUAAUUCUUUUCAAGAGGACUUUUGUAAAUUAAAAAAAAAAACUUUUUUUUUUUUUUAACAAGUCCACCUCUUUAGUUGGAAAAAUCUCUCCAAUGGUGCUGUUUUUCUAAAGUUAAUACCACCAGCAAUGUACCAACUGUUACAUACUGUAGACUACCAUCAUAACGUGAUAUCAUUUUGUAUGUAUUGCGAGAGGAAGACACUCCUCACAUGUUUAAAUUGUGUUUAUUGUUGAAGCACAUUAUAGUCGCUUUUGCUUUCUUAGGACUCCAUGUAUCAAACAAAAGUAACACAGCUUAACAAAUCCUUAGUUAGCCACACAAUUUGAUGUCUUGUAAAAUGAGAGAAAUAAUAAAUUAUUGUUUUAUAUAUGAUGAGCUUUCA
Messenger RNA from Myripristis murdjan (pinecone soldierfish), 4162 nucleotides. RefSeq names its product PDZ domain containing RING finger 3b (gene pdzrn3b). Bases 125 to 3283 code for a protein of 1052 amino acids. Lineage: Eukaryota; Metazoa; Chordata; Actinopteri; Holocentriformes; Holocentridae. Gene Ontology annotation, molecular function: zinc ion binding; ubiquitin protein ligase activity; protein binding. Gene Ontology annotation, biological process: protein ubiquitination; neuromuscular junction development. The transcript is spliced from 10 exons. The record is from RefSeq and is a predicted model, not a curated record.